CAGGCAGCAUUUUUCUUUGUGCUGUAGCACAUGGAUUUCAGGACUGGGACUGAGGAGCUACUCCCUGAUAUCUGCACCAAGACAGAAGUGAAAUUGACAAAGACAGGAAUUUGUUUGCUCCAAGAUGGAACUCAAGAGCCUUUUGAAGUGCGAUUGCACUUAGCAAAGGACAUUUUAACAAUUCAGGAGCAAGAUGUUAUCUGUGUGUCUAGUGAAGCCUUCUAUUCUAGCGAAAGAACAGUUACAAUUAGAAGACAAACAAUUGGUGGAUUUGGGCUAAGUAUAAAGGGUGGAGCUGAACACAAUAUUCCAGUCAUUAUAUCAAAAAUCUCAAAGGAACAGAGAGCUGACCUAUCGGGCUUGCUGUUUAUUGGAGAUGCUAUCCUUCAGAUAAAUGGAAUAAAUGUUAGGAACUGCAAACAUGAAGAAGUGGUUCAAGUUCUGCGUAAUGCGGGGGAAGAAGUAACUCUCACAGUUUCAUUUUUAAAGAGAGCACCUGCCUUCCUGAAGCUCCCUCUGUAUGAAGACUGCACAUGUGUCCCCAGUGACCAAAGCAGUGGUACAUCUUCUCCACUUUGCGACAGUGGAUUGCAUCUUAACUACCAUCCAAACAAUACAGAUUCAUUAUCGUGUUCUUCAUGGCCCACAUCCUCAGGCCUAAAGUGGGAGAAGCGAUGGUGCGAUCUUCGGUUAAUCCCCCUUCUUCAUUCUCGUUUGUCACACUAUAUUCCAGGAACUGAUAUUUCCAGGCAAAAUGCAUUUCAAGUAAUUGCUGUGGAUGGAGUGUGCAGUGGUGUUAUUCAAUGUCUCACUGCUGAAGAUUGUAUAGAUUGGCUACAAGCACUGGCAAUUAAUAUAUCCAACCUUACCAAGCACAAUAUUAAAAAGAUAAACAGGAAUUUUCCUGUAAACCAACAGAUUAUCUACAUGGGCUGGGUAGAAGACCGGGAACCAGAUUCAUUGCAAGAUAAACUAUAUACACCAAAGUACUUAGCCGUGAGAGGCUCUUGCCUAUACAAAUUUACGGCACCUCCGGUGACUACAUUGGAUUGGACAAAAGCAGUGAGGAGUUACACAGUCUAUGAAAUUAUGUGCAAAAUUCUUAAGGACAGUGACCUGUGGGACCGGCGGAAGCACUGUUUUAGUGUUCAGACAGAAAAUGGAGAGGACCUUAUCUUCAGUGUGGAAUUAGAAUAUGAACUUAUUCUCUGGGAAAAGGCCUUUCAGACGGCAACCUUCUUAGAGGUGGAACGGAUGCAGUGUAAGACCUAUGCAUGUGUGCUGGAAAGCCACCUCAUGGGACUAACAAUAGACUUCAAUAUGGGAUUUGUAUGCUUUGAUGCUGCAUCAAAGGUUGUUCUCUGGAGAUAUAAAUUUUCACAGCUGAAAGGCUCUUCAGAUGAUGGGAAAAGCAAGAUUAAGUUUUUAUUCCAGAACCUCGACACUAAACAAAUUGAAGCAAAGGAGCUGGAAUUUUCCAACCUUUUUGCAGUACUGCACUGUAUACACUCCUUCUUUGCUGCCAAGGUUGCUUGCAUGGAUCCUCUCUAUGUUGGAAGUCAGCCUAUUGUUGGGAAGGCCAAGUACAGUAACUGACAGGCUUCUUUCUGUCCAUUUUGAAAGAAUCGUUGCUGCUCUGCUGAAGAUAAAUAUUUAACAUGUCACAGCCAUGAGGGAUUCUGAUACCAGGCUUCCAGUUCAGGAGAAAAGUUUGUCAGUUUU
This is a messenger RNA of Carcharodon carcharias (great white shark), 1722 nucleotides long. RefSeq names its product syntrophin, gamma 1 (gene sntg1). Lineage: Eukaryota; Metazoa; Chordata; Chondrichthyes; Lamniformes; Lamnidae. Gene Ontology annotation, cellular component: dystrophin-associated glycoprotein complex; intracellular anatomical structure. The coding region runs from base 31 to 1596 and encodes 521 amino acids. Gene Ontology annotation, molecular function: structural molecule activity; protein binding. The record is from RefSeq and is a predicted model, not a curated record. The transcript has 18 exons.